Molecule: messenger RNA, 2022 nt
Organism: Mytilinidion resinicola
Lineage: Eukaryota; Fungi; Ascomycota; Dothideomycetes; Mytilinidiales; Mytilinidiaceae
Product: DUF1766-domain-containing protein
Exons: 1
Coding region: 243-1883 (546 amino acids)
Source: RefSeq, a predicted model, not a curated record
UGCACGUCCUUUGGCCACCCUGACACGGAGCCAUAGCCUCGACCAGGUGAAUGAGGCAGGCUAUGAUUCUUCUUUUUCACUUCCCCAGAGCCUAGGCACCUCUUCCUCAAAAUUGUCAAUAAAACCGCUGGCAGGAGGCAGUCUGCGUGUCUACAACAUUACAUUCUCUACUCACGCGUCACUAAUUAUUCCGAAUACCUCAGUGCGCGUAUUACAACCCGAGAAGCGCGAUAUCCUUCACUAUGCCCUUCAUACCUCACACCCCCGAAGCCCUCCUUCCACGCUCAGACUCGAAGAAUCCCGCAACAACGUGCAAGGGCAUUACUUCCAGCGGCCGCCCCUGUCGAAGGGGUCUCGCGGUCGCGAAGUCCCCUUUGCGUUCGUCGAAUGGCGUCCUAGCUGUGGUGUCAAUGAAUGACGGAGUCGAGGACGGCUCCGGCGCCGCUGCUUUCUUCUGCUGGCAGCACAAGGACCAAGCGGAGCAGUUGGCAGCUGCGAAUAAUCCUCCUCAGAAUGGGGCGGAUGUCACAAAGCUCUACCCGCUGCAAGAGCGGAGUAGUAUCGACACUCUUGUUGCGAGAUUGGGUAUACUGGAGGUUGACGAUUCGAAUCAGACCUCCAGGAAGUCGAAGAGAGAACGGCGCCAGGAUGCGGAGGGGACACCAACUCGUCCCCCAAGAAGGGUCAAUAGGCCGCCUACGUGGGAUAAGGUUGAGGGGCCGCUAAUGUCGGUGCCAGGGGAUUUAAUGGCUGCUGGGGAGCGAAGAAGCUCGAAAAAACCUGCGGAAAAUAAGCCAGUGCGGCCGUCAAGACCACCGCCUCGGAAACAGGGGUUCUGGGCCUCAUUGUGCUGUGGAGCGGUCGGUGAUGACUACGUGGAAGUUGUGAGGCAUAAGAAGAGGUUCCAGGCUGAAGCCAUAACGGGGAAUCCCACGAACAUGUCUGUCGCUACUAGGCCUCAGUAUUCGGAUGCAUUUCCCGACCUGUCAAACGGAGGACUUCAGAAUUCACGACGACGGCCGGUUACAGGAUCCGCUUCAUUACAAGCAAGUACUCCGCCUCGUAAACCACUAGGAGAGAAGCCAACCCGACCUAUGAACAGAACCACUCCCUCCGCCAAAUCAGAGACUCAAACUCUUCUCUCUUACAUCCCUCCAUCUCUACCACCCCAAAAGGCCUCUUCUCUACUGGCCGAGCUUUCUAAACCGAUCUCCUCGCACGAUGAAGAGGGCUUCAUCUACAUAUUCUGCCUCAACUCUGACCCAAACAGCACCCCAUCAACCGACGCCGCCACCCUCCUCGCUCCCCCAUCAAGAGCCCCAAAUGACCGCCGUGUCAGCGACGUCCUCCUCGAAUACUCGAACCAACCCCGCAAACAAUCAAGCACGAGUACUGGAUCCCCUGGACGGACUGCCGGCCCCGGAACUCUCCUUCUCAAAAUCGGCCGCGCCUCCAACGUCCACCGCCGCAUGAACGAGUGGUCCCGCCAAUGCGGCUACACGCCGUCACUCGUCCGCUACUAUCCCUACGUCCCAUCGUCUGCGUCCCCUUCGCCUUCUGGAUCCCCGCCUGGAUCCCCGUCUGGCUCCCCGGCUGCGUCGAGGCGUCCGUCUCUUCAACCUAACUCUCGGCCAUCUGAUCCGAUUCGCCGAGUGUCGGAGAUUUCAGGUAGUCGAAAAGCGCCGCAUGUGCACCGCGUUGAGCGUCUGAUCCAUCUGGAGCUGGCGGAGAAGCGUAUGCAGCAUGACUGUGAUGCGUGUGGGAAGACGCACCGGGAGUGGUUCGAGAUUGAGGCGACGCGGGAGGGAAUAAGAGGUGUAGAUGAAGUAGUGAAGAGGUGGGUUGGGUGGGCUGAGAAGGCGGGAUUAGGUGCGGAGGGGUGAUUUUAUUUAAAGUGGAUUGGGUCAUCUGUUUUGGCAUUUCACGACUAAUGAGGAAGGAUACCAUUUAUGGGCACGGAAUUUGGAUGAGAUAUGGGCAGAUGAUGGGGGGGUAUGCAAUAUAUAGACGACACAAUGGCAG